Wyeomyia smithii (pitcher-plant mosquito) is the source of this 699-nucleotide messenger RNA. RefSeq lists its product as uncharacterized. Gene Ontology annotation, molecular function: nucleic acid binding. Lineage: Eukaryota; Metazoa; Arthropoda; Insecta; Diptera; Culicidae. Bases 1 to 699 code for a protein of 232 amino acids. The record is from RefSeq and is a predicted model, not a curated record. The transcript has a single exon. Gene Ontology annotation, biological process: DNA integration.
AUGAUUUUUCAGUUGUUUGGAGUACCGGAGAUAAUCUUGACAGACAAUGGCACGCAAUUCGUCUCCAAAAGUUUCAAAGAUUUGUUGCAAGCCUACCACGUUAACCACUGGUUAACCCCAGCGUAUCACCCACAGAUUAACAACACCGAACGCGUUAACCGGGUAAUAACCACCAUUAUUAGAGCGACGCUGAGGAAAAAUCUCAAACAUUGGGCGGAUGACAUACAAACGGUAGCAAACGCCAUUCGCACCGCAGUUAACGAAUCGACAAAAUAUACCCCGUACUUCGUACUGUUUCGCAGAAAUCAGGUGUCUGAUGGAAGAGAGUACGCAAGCAUUCGGGAUAAUCACACCCCCCAAGCAGAAACACAGAACGAGAUUGAAAGCAAGAGAACGGAAUUAUACGAAGAGGUGAGGAAAAACCUGCAGAAGGCAUAUCAACGUCACGAGAAAAGUUACAACUUACGCUCCAAUUCUAGCUGUCCGCGAUGUGUCGAGGUAGAAACCGUGUUAAAAAAAUGUUUCGAUCUCUCAGACAAAGCAAAGGGAUUCUGUAAGAAACUUGCGCCUAAGUUUGAGCCCUGCGUGUUGAGAAAGGUGCUCGGUUCUCACACAUACGAGCUAGAAAACACAUCCGGUAAAAGAAUAGGAGUAUUUUUCGCCGAUCAACUAAAAAGUUUUACCCAGCACCGCACCUAG